ACAGCCACAGAGGGGAGCAGGGACCGGCUCCCCGAAGUCCUCCCGGCACUGGGGCAGUUCCAGGAAGCCUCCAAGUUCUUGUUCAGGACCAGGAGACGCCAUCUACGAGUGCAACACCAGCGGGAAACUGUAGCAAAGUGCUUUACUCGGGCUCGCAGGUCGCAGUGUUCGAAGUGGAUCACGACGUUGGAGGACACGCGGAGCAAUCGGAAAAGCAAGUUCUUGCAGAAGAUGACAAGGGACAGCAGCAAGACCUCCCUGAUCUUGCUGCGCCAGAAGUUCUUGUCCAAAAAGCGGAUGCAAACAAGGAACAUGUGGCAGACGAACCAGUAGCACGACAUGCGGCGUCGAGGCCGCAAGGCGACAGUGUUUCCAUCGGGGGAGAAGAAAAUCGCAGUGGAGAAGACGAGCUGCAGAAGUCCUCUCAGGAAAACAUCAUAAGUGCGUCGACACUACCCACCAUGCACGCGGGUCGUGAGGUGGACGAUGAAAACGUCUUGCUCGUCGCACCGGGCACACAACUACAGGAGGUUGACGCGAGAGACGACCACGUCGCGCCACCCGCUGAGGAAGCGGCGCACUUGACGGCUGCUAAGAAUCGCGCAGAAGUUGAUGUUCCGGACAAGACCACCCUGCUGAACACCGUGGACAGAACUCUCGCGGGGGCGGAAGGUGAAGAGGAGCAAAACGACAAGCCUUGUUCCGUUGCAGCACGUGCGGCAGAUAGUAGCCGCGUCACCCCUGCGAUGAUCCAAGAUUACGAGGACAAUUUGCCGGACGAUCCCGUACCGGCUGCGACCCUGGACGCUCUCAAGAGGAAGUACGCGGGUAAGGCCUUAGGAAGAAAUUUGCUGUCCCUUUAUCUCCCUCAGUUGGUGUUUGAUGGUGAAGAAGAAGACUGGGACUAUAGUUAGUCAGGAUUAAUAAAAAGCGCGCCUUGUUGUUGUUGUUUUCUUCGUCGUCUGUGACAAUAUGCGAAAAACAAGAGAUCGUAUAUAGGGAAGUAGUGCGCCAGCAUAUUACAGAAGACUUAAACCAAAAAGAAAAACCUUUCACAGACUUGGGGGCAGGAAGUGCGUGCCUGACGGAGUCGCCCGACGACUUUGACCUGAGCAGCUUUCUGUCCUCUCCAGCGGAGCUCCCCCUGCGCAACCAGGAACCAGAAAUAAAUCAGACCAACACGACGAACGAGCUUGCGGCGGCAGAUGGUGUUCAAUUUGACGGCCAUUCCCAACGCGCGUCGGAAGGGGCCCAGGAGGAGCUGCUCGCUUCCCCCUCUGUUCAUCAGCGCGAAGCCACGACCCCCGGAGAUGUUGAUGCCACCAGUGGUGCGGCGCGACAACAGCGGGCGG
Molecule: messenger RNA, 1352 nt
Organism: Amoebophrya sp. A120
Lineage: Eukaryota; Dinophyceae; Syndiniales; Amoebophryaceae
Source: the annotation of a GenBank genome assembly